AUGAGCCAAAUAAUGCAGCUAUCUGUGUCGGUGAGCCUGAUUCCUAUGAAUCUGAAAACAAACGUCCAAGGCAGGCUAUUGGCUGAGAAAGCCAACCAUGCACAAGAUUUAGCUCAGAGUACUGUACGGAAUGUUCAUAGCUCACAGGCCUGUCCUGAUCAAAACAAUAUGCCUCCACAACCAUGCUUCAACAGAUGGGAGGCGCCUGGCUACCGUGGGUACUCAUCAUGCCCCCCUCAAAACAAUCCGCCGCUGCCACAAUGUUUCAACAAGUUCACUGGACCCUGCAACCCUGUGUGUGCACCGUCGGCCCCUGCCCCUAACAUACGUAGCUACGACAAUUAUCAUUCGCUGUGGCAGCACCCACUGCUACCGGAGCAGCAGAUGGCACCUAGCAGGGCAUUUGGACCUCAUGUGGCACCCCAUCCAUAGUUCAACAACUGGCGUGGAGCCAGACACCAUGGGAAUUCACAGCAACACCCUGCCAGUAACUCAUAUUACUAUGGUGCGCACUCAGGCAGUGGCAACCAAGGAUUUGGAUUUGGUUACCGUCCGAUUUACUAUGAUUACCGAUACUAACCACGUUUACUGACCCCCUCCGGUAAAGCACUCUGCCACCCUUACUGUCUGAAAAAUUCCAAGUUAAUUUGAAUUGGAGGUAUAUAUAAUUAACUGCCGUAUUCAGUAUAUAUCACGGGUUCGACUCCUAGAAGCAUCACUACUGCAAUUGCUGUGUUAGUGUAUGUAUAUAGAUUUCUACCUCUUUUGUCAUUUAAAAUAUAUAUUCAAAUUUCAGCUUCCCCCUAUUCAGUUGCAGCUUCCCUGUAAACACUUAGUGGUGUUUGACCUCGUGCGGUAAGACAUCGAGGUAUGUUCCAAACUGAAAUUUAGAUGUGGUUGCACUUGCACGGUUGGCCUUUAUGUACGAAAAUAUUAGCCUCACAUAGUUAGAUACUGUACACCGAAAUGUAAGUAAAGCUGUCCUGCAUUAGUAUUCACGGGUGUGAAAUAUGAAAAAACAGCAGCUGUUUUUCUGAAGUGUGAACUCAUUAGAAUGGCGCUUAACCUCUUAAAGAGGUACUUUGAAAGAAGCGAAUGUUUGAUAAAGGUGUGGUAAGGGUCAGAGGGUGAUGGAGGGUGGCGGCUCCUUGAAGAUGGAAUAAGGUUCUCCCCGCCUAGCCGUCGCCCUGGUGGUGCGUGUAGCAUCGUUGGAGGGCAUGUGAAGGUGUGUCUCUGGUGUAUCUUGCCGGAUUCAGGCUGUAUUUUUCUUCGUUCGUCUAAGUUUCUGUGUUUACAUGUUGGAUCCUUCCAAUCUAAUCUUCUCUUCAUCGGUGAUGGUUACUAUUCUGGCGUGCUGGUCAUGUGGGGCCUUAGCACGACGACUUGACGACUUUUCAACUGUAUACUACAAUGAAGUUUGCCUGGCUCCGAUGAGGGAGGGGCGAUAACUGCGGCACACCGUCAGCUCGCUCCAGUGAUUGUAGUCGCUAUUGGAUAGAAGGUGUACGGGCUUGGAUGUAAUUUAUGUUCUUUGUACUACCAAAUAGUUGAUGAAUAGAUUGAAAGUUCUUUUCCCCAAAAAAGCCAUCCAUUGCAUGGUCGUUGUGGCCUUGUGGGUAUGUUACA
Molecule: messenger RNA, 1626 nt
Organism: Triticum dicoccoides
Lineage: Eukaryota; Viridiplantae; Streptophyta; Magnoliopsida; Poales; Poaceae
Exons: 6
Coding region: 1-432 (143 amino acids)
Source: RefSeq, a predicted model, not a curated record